AUGAAGAGCUUCGCCUUCCUCUCGUGCUUUGCGGCGCUUCUAACCAUCGCCGUCACAGCUGCUAGCCUCGAUGCUACUGGCCAAGUCCACAUGGAUGUUGGUGCCCGUACAAACGGUCGUUGGGCUCGCCCGGGUACUUAUUUCGACACUGAGCAGCCUGUAGCUGCCCCUGCUCUUGCUGCAUCCAGCGCUCAAUCACAGCUAGACUCUCUCCUGACCACUGCCUCUGGUAUGGGCGGUCCAGUCCGAGUCGAACUCCCCCUCGACACCAUCUCCUCUGCCGCAUUCGCUUCUUCCAACGUAGAACAGAUCAUCGCAACCCAAAAAGGCGAAUUCAUCGUCCUCACGCAUCGCGAGUUUCCUUCCGUCUCAGUUCGCAUCAAACAGCUCUACUCUCCCCCUCCCGCCAGCCAGCUCAAAGAACACGAUGUGGACCCGGACGCAUUCUGCGAUCCCACCGUCACCUCUUGGUCUGGCUACAUCGAUACCGCUUACGGAAGCAAGAGUCUUUGGUUCUACUUUUUCGAAUCUCGUUCCAAUCCUUCCAAAGACCCUGUCAUUCUCUGGACCAAUGGUGGACCUGGUUGUUCCUCCAGCCUCGGUCUUUUUAUGGAGUUGGGUCCCUGCCGAGUUCCGGAGAACAAAGGCAAAUUGACUCCUGGUCCUCCUAUCAACGGCACCAAGUGGCAUCCUCAGUCAUGGACUAAUCGCGCUAAUGUCUUCUUCAUCGAUCAACCCGUCGGUGUAGGCUACUCGUAUUCCAAGAUCGAUUUGAAGGUCUACACGACUGAACAAGCCGCAAAGGACGUCUACGCUUUUCUCCGCGUCUUCUUUAGCGCAUUUGACAGGUUCAAGAGUAACGAUUUUUACAUGGCUGGCGAAAGUUACGGUGGUAGAUACAUUCCUAUCUUCGCCUCGGAAGUGGCGGAUCAGAAUCAUGCUAUCGAACGGGCCGCGCUGAAAGCUGGCAAAAAGCCUAACAGGGACCAACUUAUCAACCUCAAAGGAGUUCUUAUCGGAAACGGGUUGACCGAUGUAUCCAAACAGAUUUCCGGAUACUACGAUAUGACAUGCACCCGACGUGGUGGAGUAGAACCCAUCCUCUCCAUCGACACAUGCAAGCGUAUGCAUAAUUACGUGCCCAAAUGUCGCACCGCUCUUGCUGAGCAUUGCGUGGAUAGCUACAACCCGGACCUAUGCUCGAUGUGGAUGGACAAAUGCUCCGAAGAAAUCGAGGCGCCAUACUUGUACACGGGUCAAAACCCCUACAACAUCAAAGACGAUUGCAAGUCAGGUCUCUCCCCCAACCUCUGCUAUGAUGUUACGGAUGAUAUUAGAAUGUAUCUGGAUCGAGAUGAUGUUAGGGACCUUGUUGGUGCGAUGCCUAAAGAUGAGAUCGGGAAAUUUGCUAGUUGCAACGAAGAUGUCAACGUAGGCUUUGGUAGAAUGCUAGACUCGACCCACGAUAAUGGCUACAACGUUGCCGGCCUCCUCGAAAGAGGAGUGCGCGCAUUGAUCUAUGUGGGUACGUUGGAUUGGAUCUGCAACCACAACGGAAACUACGAAUGGGUCAGUACGCUGGAUUGGAGCGCAAGCGAGCAAUGGAGGAAAGCAAACAACUACGAAUGGGUAGUGGAUGGGGACAAGGCAGGUAGGACGCAAAGUGGAGGUGGGUUGACUUGGGCCACUGUCUAUGAGGCCGGUCAUAUGGUGCCUUAUGAUCAACCUGAUGCUGCUUUGGCGUUGUUGAAUAGGUGGCUGGAUGGACAGGAACUUUAG
Ustilago hordei is the source of this 1779-nucleotide messenger RNA. RefSeq lists its product as uncharacterized. The record is from RefSeq and is a predicted model, not a curated record. Gene Ontology annotation, molecular function: serine-type carboxypeptidase activity. Gene Ontology annotation, biological process: proteolysis. NCBI's taxonomy places the organism in Eukaryota, Fungi, Basidiomycota, Ustilaginomycetes, Ustilaginales, Ustilaginaceae. The coding region runs from base 1 to 1779 and encodes 592 amino acids. The transcript has a single exon. Gene Ontology annotation, cellular component: fungal-type vacuole.